UCCCGGGGCCGCGGACUCGGCCUGCGCGGCCGCCUCUGCCGCAGUCAUGGCUGCUGACGGCGUGGACGAGCGCUCGCCGCUGCUGUCCGCGUCCCACUCGGGGAGUGUCACUCCCACGGCGCCCCCGUACCUCCAGGACAGCAGCCCCCGAGCGGAACUCCCACCUCCGUAUACAGCCAUUGUCAGCCCAGAUGCCAGCGGAAUUCCAGUCAUAAACUGCCGUGUGUGCCAGUCUCUCAUCAAUUUGGAUGGCAAGCUUCACCAGCAUGUGGUUAAGUGCACAGUUUGCAAUGAAGCUACGCCAAUCAAAAAUCCCCCAACAGGGAAGAAAUACGUUAGAUGCCCUUGUAAUUGUCUCCUCAUUUGUAAGGACACAUCACGGCGAAUAGGAUGUCCAAGACCCAAUUGUAGACGCAUAAUUAACCUUGGCCCAGUAAUGCUUAUUUCUGAAGAGCAGCCCGCUCAACCUGCAUUGCCAGUCCAACCAGAAGGAACAAGGGUCGUGUGUGGGCACUGUGGAAACACGUUCCUGUGGAUGGAAUUGAGGUUCAACACUCUGGCAAAAUGCCCACACUGCAAAAAAAUUUCUUCAGUGGGUAGUGCACUUCCUCGAAGGCGCUGCUGUGUAUAUAUUACCAUUGGAAUGAUAUGUAUUUUCAUUGGGAUUGGAUUAACUGUUGGCACCCAAGAUUUUGCAAGACGAUUUCAUGCAACCUAUGUUUCUUGGGCAAUUGCUUAUCUCUUAGGUUUGGUCUGCCUUAUCCGAGCUUGUUAUUGGGGAGCCAUAAGAGUGAGUUAUCCAGAACACAGUUUUGCAUAAGCUUAUUUAUGACCUUGUGAUGCGGUUGAGAGUAUCUAACAGUUCUUGAUAAGCUACUCUGGACAUCUUAAAUUAUUUACCUAAUGGAUUUCAUUUUCAUUUAUGUAUGAAGUUUUAAGACUGGGAGCCUUAUAUGAACAAACGUUUAUUGUACUACAUUAUAGGCACAUAGUUUCUUUUGCUGCUAAGUUUUCAAGCUCCAAAUAAUAAAGCUUGGUCUUCAUGUUCUUUUACAUGUCUUAAAGGUAUUUUUGAUUUCUUCCCAAUCAUACCUAACACCACACUUUCAUUCUUUUUAAAUCAAUUAUUCUAUUACUUGCUGGUCUGUGAGUAUUCUCAAGGAGUGUUUAUAAAUAUUGCUGUAAUAGCUUCACAUUUAUACUCACUUUUUAAUUAAGCUAUCACAAUUGCUUGCUUUAAAUCUAAGCAAUAUGCAUUUUGCUUAAACUGCUUAUAGUAACUUUAACCUAAGAUCAUAGUGACAUCGUUCAGGAAGAAAAAAUAUGUUUAGUGUACCUUCAAAGACUUGACAUUCUUGUUAGAUAAAGACCAUUUCUAGAUACUGUAUGCUUGUUUUAUGUUGUUUGUAGAAAUAAAUAAUAUUUUGGUAGUAAUUUAAAAUAUGAGAAUAAAAAUAUUUAUUUGUCCACCGUUGGAGAUAUGUUGGAUAAAUGUUUGUUCUCAAAGAUCACAGGACUUUUGUCUUUCAUUUUUGUCAUUGUUUGAAAAUGUUCUAAUUAUAAAAGUUCUGGCCUAGAUUUAUGAAAUUUAAUAUUAACCAGCUCUAUGUAUUCCUUUAUGGAACUUGAAGAAAGUGUUUCACAUAACGUUUUUCAUAAUAUUUAACAGUUUACAAAAAUGUAUCUGUAUCAGAUUGUCCUCCUUUUCAUUAGAUCAUGGUUAAUUUUUCUUAUUGGGGUGUGUGUGUGUUUUAGUCGCUCAGUCGUGUCUGAUUCUUUGCACGUCCAUGGACUGUAGCCUGCCAGGCUCCUCUGUCCCUGAAGUUCUUCAGGCAGGAAUACUGGAGUGGGUUGCCAUGCCCUUAGUUUAUGGAAUACGUGGGGCUUCCCAGAUGGCACAGUGGUAAAGAAUCUGCUUGCCAGUGCAGGAGAUGCAAGAGACUUGGGUUUGAUGCCUGGGUUGAGAAGAUUCCCUGGAGGAGGAAAUGGCAACCCACUCCAGUAUUCUUGCCUGGAAAAUUCCAUAGACAGAGAAGCCUGGAGGGCUAUAGUCCAUGGAGUCGCAAACAGUCAGACACAACUGAGCACACACACAUGGAAUACUGAAAUGUGAAGGAAGCCUGUGACAUUUUACACGGGCUAAAAUGUUAAGAUUAGAUGUAGUUAGUUUUAUCAUCCUUCUCAAAGAUAGCUGGUCAAAUGAUUACCAAAUUUAUUCCAAAUACAGAUCAAAGACAAAAAGCAAUGUAGUUUUCUCGGAAUUCACUAGGAUUUAAAGAAUCACCUCUUGCACUGCCCAUCUUUGUAGUUUUAAAAAGAAAUUACUUAGCUGAAAUGUAAUAGUCUAAAGCUUUUGAAGUAGUACUGAAUAGAAUUAGAUAAUGAGGUGAUCUGAGUAAGUCAAUUGGCUAUUCCAGAGAUAAGAAUAAUAUUUUUAAUUAUUUAUGUUCCUGAUUAGUAUAAAAUGUACUCAUCAGAGAGUUUGGGGCAAAAUGCACAUAAAUUUCAAGGAGUAAAUGAUAAAUGUAUAAAUGCACUAGCUCAGGAUUAUAUGUAUCUUUGA
Messenger RNA from Budorcas taxicolor (takin), 2563 nucleotides. RefSeq names its product phosphatidylinositol-4,5-bisphosphate 4-phosphatase 2 (gene PIP4P2). The coding region runs from base 47 to 820 and encodes 257 amino acids. Gene Ontology annotation, molecular function: phosphatidylinositol-4,5-bisphosphate 4-phosphatase activity. Gene Ontology annotation, cellular component: plasma membrane; phagocytic vesicle membrane; lysosomal membrane. Gene Ontology annotation, biological process: phosphatidylinositol dephosphorylation. The record is from RefSeq and is a predicted model, not a curated record. The transcript is spliced from 7 exons. Lineage: Eukaryota; Metazoa; Chordata; Mammalia; Artiodactyla; Bovidae.